Molecule: messenger RNA, 2288 nt
Organism: Moneuplotes crassus
Lineage: Eukaryota; Ciliophora; Spirotrichea; Euplotida; Euplotidae
Source: the annotation of a GenBank genome assembly
AAUAAUUCAAAAUGUCUAAAUUACCCAAGAGAGUCUCUGCAGAAUCAGGCAAGAGGAGGGAUAAGCUCAUCCAGAUCCAUGGAGAAGCACUAGACUUCUUAGAUGAGGAUGAAGCCAUCAAGACUUAUAGUAUAUAGAUAAGAAGAAGAAAGUCAUACAGAAGAGUAAUAAUUAUCAUACGACUAAAAAUAUUGAGAUUGAGAAUGAAGAGAGAAGGAAACGUGCCAUGAUGUCGAUUAUUACUCAAGUUCAAAAGAACUCAGUGCCUCCUGUCAGAACUCAAUAUUCUUCAUAUUAUGGGACUAAUCGGAGCAGACAGCUUGGAAAUAAAGUUAGAGCUACAUCGAUCACCAAGAAGGUAUUAGGAGAGAGACCUCAAGUGAAAUAUUCAAAAUUCAUGAAGAAUAAUUUCAACAAACCAGGACUCAAGACGCUUUUGAUAGACCUGGAUGAAACAUUGGUGCACUCAUCAUUCACUCCUGUUCCAAACCCAGACUUCAUUCUUCAAGUAGAAAUCGAGGGUAAAAUGUGCAGUGUCUAUGUACUAGUCAGACCAGGAGCCAAGGAAUUUCUAGAAGAACUGGCCCCUUUCUACGAGAUGGUAAUCUACACAGCUAGUUUGAGUAAAUAUGCAGACCCCUUAAUGGAUAUUCUGGACCCAAAAGGUAUCUGAACAGCUCGAUUGUUCAGAGAACACUGCACUUUUUACAAUAACAUUUUUGUGAAGGACUUGUCUAAAAUAGAUAGAGACCCAAAAGACCUUCUAAUCAUUGAUAAUUCUCCAAAUUCAUAUUUAUUCCAACCAGAAAGUGCUCUGCCGAUUGUUAGUUGGUAUGAAGAUAUGGAUGAUACAAUUCUGUAUGAAUAUAUUCCAAUCCUGCAAGGCCUAUCCAUCAUCGAUGAUGUCAGAGAUGCUCUAGCCGCAUUCGUUUAUCCAAAUGAACCUGUAGAAUACGAUCGAAUCGACGUCUCUAGAGGAAUUGACCUUCUUGAAAGAUACAUAGCAAGAGCUAAGGAAGGGCUACUGCCUGAAUAUGAAGUUAAAAGUAAGACAAGGGUGUUCUCUGAACCGAGAAACUUCCAAAAUCAUCUUGAACAGGAUGGAAUGAAUGACUCUGAGCCCUUAAAGCCAUUCAAUACUGAUCAUGAAAAUUCCAAUAGCCAACUGCACAAUAGUGCUGAGAUAAAGAAAGGUGGAGAACUUUCAAAAGAGAUUAUUAAUAAUUGGACAAGAUCUGAAGACGAAAAACCUAAAGAAGAGGAAAAGAAGAAGAUAAAGAGCUCUAGCAGACCUAAAUCUGGAAAGCCCUCUCCAAUGAAGAUGGAGUCCAAGGUGGACAGGAUCUACCUGACUAAUGACUCUCAUUUUAACAAUAACCUGACUGCUAAAAAUAAUCAAUCUUCAAACAGAACGACCAUGUUUAGGUCUUACAAUAACAAACCACAUAACAGUAAAAUUAACGGAAUACAGUCAGGAAAUCACACCCAACCUCAUCAAAGAAACAUCAAGAAAGCAAUGAUGGGGCACACUAAGAACAACAUUUCCUCUGAUAUGUACAGGAUCUACGGUAUAAACAAGCCUGAGACCACGCAUAAUUCUACACAAAAUACUCCUAAAUCAACAUCGAGCAAGCGAGAUACCUCAAAUCUUAAGAACAAGUUCGGCAUCAGGGUGAACAACCUGAUGUUAUCCAAUCGUGUUCCCCAGACCAACGGUCCGGGGAACCGCUCGGUUUCCCCGAACAGAAUUGCUUGGCACGAUCCUGCCGAUAAGGAAAUGUUCAGUCAGCAGAAAUAAGACUAACAUAGUAGAUGUCCUGAAGUACCAAGCCAGAACUAACCUUAAAUAAUCUUGGAAAAGAUAUGAAAUCAAUGAUUUCAAGAAGGAAAUAAACCGACACCUAAGAACAAGAGAUUUAAGUACCACGCCAAGCCAGAGCUUGGUGUCUAUCAACCUUCUCCAUUUGCUAGGAACACCAAUCAAAUGGAAGGAGUUAAAGGAAUGGGGUACGGGAAGGGUACCAAUUCUUUCUCACGGCCAAUAAACCGGCUUGCCAAGAACAGAACCUUCAGCAGGAAACAGUCCAAAAAGAGGUACAAGGACGGUGACCGUAGUGGGAUUGAGAACUAUCUGAAAGGAGUCCGUGGAGAUGGCCCUAUUAAGGCUACUAAUAGUAAAAGAGGGAAGAGGAGAGUCAAGAGAAUUCUCCAAAAUUCAGGCAUCCCAGAUGCCUUUCUUGAGGAAUAAGCUAGUGGAUGAAUGGAAUUUGAAAAUUCAGCAAAUUUUU